AUGAAAAUCAUCUUAUCCGUCAUGUUCCUCCUCCUCGCCCCACUCGCCCCACUCGCAGUCUCUGCCCAAAUCGCACAUUGCUGGACUGAGCUUGAGGGUACAAAUGCGAAGGAGGUUCCCUUGAACUGCAACGGGACAAGAGGGCCGAAUAAUAACAAUAUGAAGGGAAAUAAUCAGUACAAGGAUCGGCCACCUCCCGACGACCCCCAGGUAGCUGAACUGCUCAAAAAAUAUCAUCGCGAAGGAAUAACGGAUAAGAAGGUGCUGAGUCAGCUCUUUGCCAGCGAACAUGGACUUACAUUGAGUGAAUCGACGAUUGUAAGGAGAAAGAAGAAGUUAGGGCUCCGCGCGAGCCGGUUGACGACACUAGAACUCAGUUACGAUGUUAAACGUCAGCUCGUUUUGGACCAAAUGGCGAAAGACCCCAAGGGCUUAAUUGGACCACGGACUGUCAAACAGGGAAUUUUCAAGGAUACCGGAGUGCAACUUACGAGGGAUUGGAUAAUUGAAGAGAUGAGGAAGAUUGAUCCUGUGGGUUAUGCUGCCCGUGGAUCUAAACACGUGAGGGCUCGACGGGAACAACGUCUCGCAGAAGCUGGGAUACCGCCGUCACUAUCGUCGGGAUUAACACGAGAACCGGUUCUUAGUUCAGCCCUGUCCGAACCACUGACGAUCAUUCCAACGGACAUGCCCACCAUCUCAAUUGAUCGUCACGCGCAGAGUCCGCGAGCACCGUCACUUAUCCAUGAUACCCACUUCCAAGAUGCGGUUCCCUCAGCCAAUCCCGUAACUCCGGAGCCUUUGUCGCCUCACUCGAUAGACGAGGAUCAGGACUCGGAUGCGGAUACUGGGGGUUACCCUGGCCAAUCCGAUCGGACUAUUCCCAACGAGAUUACACGGCAAGUUCACCCCAAUCCGUCGUCGGCACCUUGGGAAUCCGCAUCGGAGGCGGGCAGUCUUGGCCCCUCUUCGGUGCACCCAUCCUCCUCGUCCCUUACUGUUGUUCUGAAUGCUUUGGAAACCGCGACUCCGAAUAUAUCUGGAAUCACGCAACUCUUAAGCCAAGUUAAUGGAAGCAACGGAGAAUUUCGAGACCCAAAAACAUAUGAAACAAUCAUGCGAUGUUUGGAAGCUGCUGCGCUGUUGGAACGCCAACUCUCGCGGUUGGCUUCGGGCUCGCAAUCUCGGAGGGGGAAAUAA
Messenger RNA from Laccaria bicolor S238N-H82, 1200 nucleotides. RefSeq lists its product as uncharacterized. The record is from RefSeq and is a predicted model, not a curated record. The coding region runs from base 1 to 1200 and encodes 399 amino acids. The transcript has 8 exons. NCBI's taxonomy places the organism in Eukaryota, Fungi, Basidiomycota, Agaricomycetes, Agaricales, Hydnangiaceae.